AUGGCACACUAUUUAGUUAUGUACCCGGAAGUACAAAAACGGUUAUUUGAGGAAAUUGAAGAAGUUUGUGGGAAUGGAGAAGAAAUGCCUAGUUAUGAUGAAUUGGCAAAAUUAAAAUAUGCAGAUGCCGUUUUUAAAGAAACUCAGAGACUUUGCCCUAUUGCUUCUGGGGUAAAUCGUGUAUGUGAAGAAACAACAACUCUUGGGGGUAUGAUUAUAGAGAAAGGCACAAAUAUAUCUAUUGACUUGUUGACUCUUCAUAGAGAUCCAAAACUUUGGGGAGAAGAUGCUGAAGAAUUUAGGCCUGAAAGAUGGUUAAAUGGAGAGGAACUAACAUUUUAUUAUCCUUUUGGUGGCGGACCUAGAAUCUGUAUUGGAUUACGUUUUGCAAUAAUGGAGACAAAAAUGAUACUUGUUAGAUUACUAAAAACGUUUGAAUUGAAACGUUGUUUAGAGACAGAGGCUGAAUUGAAGUUUAGCGGUCAAAUUGUGCUUAACCCGGGAAAAGUUUUUGUUGAAUUAAAGUUGAGAGAAUAA
Meloidogyne enterolobii is the source of this 537-nucleotide messenger RNA. Lineage: Eukaryota; Metazoa; Nematoda; Chromadorea; Rhabditida; Meloidogynidae. The record is from the annotation of a GenBank genome assembly.